UCUUCGUCUGCCUUCCCUCGCGGUUUGGGCUUUUCCCUACAACUCCGACAUGAUAUACUCUUCCGGGAGAGAGUCCUACUUCAACCUGAACUCCACCUGGUACGGCCCCUCGGGCUCCUGGCUGGACACCCGCCGCACGCCCUUCCGCUACGGCUACGGCUCCUGCUCGGGGUGCGACCGCGAAGGCGUCGAGGGCAUGAGCGGGCACGACUACCGGCACUACGGCUACCGGCAGCCCGUCUGCUCGGAGCGGCGCCACGGCUACGCCACGGCCAACUCGUGCCACGGCGGCGGCGGGUCCAGCUGCGUCCGGAGGCCCACGUACAGCUACGGCCCCUCGGGGGGGUGCAACAGCUACGGGAGGUCGGUCUGCGCCGAGAGGGGCUGCGGCUCGUCCGGCGGGGGCUGCCGCGAGGGCGGCUGGGCCGCACGUGCCGAGCCGUCGUCCUCGUGCCACGGCUCGGGGUACCGGGGGGGGAAGCCGCGCUACGGCAAACCGGCGCAGCGCGCCCAGCAGUGCUGCCCGGGGCAAGUGCCGGCCCCGCCGGUGCAGCAGGGCCGCGUGCCCGCCGCAAAGCGCUGCCCGAGCCAGCAGCAGAAGCAGGUCUGCAGAGCGCCAGCCCAGAAGCUGAAGUAACGGGCACGAGGAGCUGGGUGAAUGGGAGAAGCUCCCCCUUCCCCCGGCCUUGCCGUGGUGUUCGGCACGUCCCUGGCACCCGCGGACCCCCCCUCGCUGCCCCCGGCCUGCAGCACGCUCUGAAGACGCAACGCGCUGUCUCAGCGCCAGUGCCAAGUGCUGCUCCUCACCUGCUCGGGUAACGCAACGCUGAAGUGCUCCACGCUACGAUAAAUUCACCUCCCAUAUUUCUGUUUCGGGGCGGAUGUGGAGGCAAUAAAAAGUUUAUGUUACAGUG
Molecule: messenger RNA, 914 nt
Organism: Dromaius novaehollandiae (emu)
Lineage: Eukaryota; Metazoa; Chordata; Aves; Casuariiformes; Dromaiidae
Product: loricrin-like
Exons: 2
Coding region: 50-637 (195 amino acids)
Source: RefSeq, a predicted model, not a curated record